AUGUCUACGAAGGCAGAGCAGUUUGCCUCUAAGAUACGAUACUUGCAAGAGUAUCACAACCGUGUGCAACACAAUAUUUACCCUGUGCCCUCCGGAACAGACAUUGCAAACACACUGAAAUACUUUUCCCAAACCCUGCUCAGCAUUCUGUCCCGCACAGGCAGGAAGGAGAACCAGGAAGCUUCCAAUUUGGCCGUGCCCAUGACCAUGUGUCUUUUUCCUGUGCCAUUCCCACUCACCCCAUCUCUAAGACCACAAGUCAGUUCCAUCAACCCUACAGUUACUCGCUCCCUCCUUUACAGCGUUCUGCGCGAUGCCCCGUCAGACCGCGGGGGGCAGGGGCAGCAGAGUCGGGACGCUCAGCUCUCAGAGUACCCCUCUCUGGACUAUCAGGGCCUCUAUGUGACCCUCGUGACCCUGCUUGACCUGGUGCCCCUGCUGCAGCACGGUCAGCAUGAUCUGGGACAGUCCAUAUUUUACACAACAACUUGCCUCCUGCCCUUUCUCAGUGAUGAUAUUCUCAGCACUUUGCCCUAUACUAUGAUCUCCACUUUAGCCACAUUUCCCCCUUUUCUCCACAAAGACAUCAUUGAGUACCUGAGCACCUCUUUCCUCCCCAUGGCUAUAUUGGGCUCCACUCGGAGGGAGGGAGGAGUCCCGGCCUAUGUCAAUCUGUCUGCUUCCUCCAUGCUCAUGAUUGCAAUGCAGUACACCACAAAUCCAGUGUAUCACUGUCAAUUGUUGGAGUGUCUAAUGAAGCACAAACAGGAAGUGUGGAAGGACCUUCUUUAUGUCAUAUCCUAUGGCCCAUCCCAAGUAAAGCCUCCAGCUGUGCAGAUGCUGUUUCAUUACUGGCCCAACCUGAAGCCGCCAGGAGCCAUCAGUGAAUACAGGGGGCUUCAGUACACAGCCUGGAACCCCAUCCACUGUCAACAUAUCGAGUGCCACAAUGCUAUCAAUAAACCUGCUGUCAAGAUGUGUAUAGAUCCUACUCUUUCUGUUGCCCUGGGAGACAAGCCCCCUCCUCUUUAUAUAUGCGAGGAGUGCAGCCAGAGGAUAGCGGGAGACCACGCUGAAUGGCUUGUUGAUGUACUCCUUCCCCAAGCAGAAAUAUCUGCCAUUUGUCAAAAGAAGAAUUGUAGCUCUCAUGUUAGGAGGGCUGUGGUCACCUGCUUCUCUGCUGGCUGCUGUGGGCGCCAUGGCAACCGGCCUGUCCGCUACUGCAAGCGUUGCCAUGUCAACCACCACAGUAAUGAGGUGGGGGCUGCGGCGGAGACCCAUCUUUACCAGACCUCGCCCCCUCCCAUCAACACCAGGGAGUGCGGAGCAGAGGAGCUAGUGUGCACUGUGGAAGCUGUUAUAAGCCUUCUCAAGGAGGCAGAAAUUCAUGCAGAACAGCGUGAGUUUGAGAUGAACAGGCGUCGUCAGAUGGGCCUGUCCGCCUCCCACCACUCUCUGGACAACAUUGAGUUUGACAACAAGGAGGACGACCAGCACGACCAGCGGCUCCUCAGUCAGUUUGGCAUCUGGUUCCUGGUGAGCCUGUGCACACCCAAUGAGAACACGCCAACAGAGAGUCUGGCUCGGCUGGUCAGCAUGAUCUUCCAGUGGUUUCACUCCACUGCCUACAUGAUGGACGAUGAGGUUGGAAGCCUGGUGGAGAAGCUAAAGCCGCAGUUUGUCACUAAGUGGCUAAAGACAGUGUGUGAAGUGCGAUUUGACGUCAUGGUCAUGUGUCUGCUGCCCAAGCCUGUUGAGUUUGCCAGGGUGGGAGGAUAUUGGGACAAGUCAUGUAGCACAGUGACCCAGCUGAAGGAGGGCCUGAACCGGAUCCUGUGUCUGAUACCUUACAAUGUCAUCAGUCAGCCACUGUGGGAGUGCUUUAUGCCUGAGUGGCUGGAGUCCAUUCGCACUGAGGUGCCCGACCACCAGCUCAAAGAGUUCCGGGAAGUGCUCAGUAAGAUGUUUGAUAUUGAGCUGUGCCCCCUGCCCUUCUCCAUGGAAGAAAUGUUUGGCUUUAUCAGCUGCAGAUUCUCUGGCUACCCAGCGUCUGUGCAAGAGCAGGCUCUGCUGUGGCUGCAUGUGUUGUCAGAGCUGGACAUUGUGGUGCCUCUUCAGCUGCUGAUCGGGAUGUUCUCUGAUGGAGUGAACUCUUUGAAGGAGCUGGCCAAUCAGAGGAAGGCACGCGCCUCAGAUCUUACUGGCAACACUGGGGCUCGCAGGGUGAGCGUGGUGUCAGAUCCAGGACGCCAUGGGCAGCACAACACCCUCAGUCCAUUCCCCAGCCCCUUCAGGAGCCCAUUCCGGAGCCCCCUGCGCUGCAGCCCCUUUAAAAACCUGGGUCACGCCACCGGCCACUGCGCUCUGGAUUUGGACUGUGACGAUGAUGACAUGAACCUUGGCUGCUUCAUCCUCAUGUUUGACCUCAUCCUAAAGCAGAUGGAGCUCCAGGAUGACGGUGUGAUGCUGGGUCUAGACAGCAGCCUGGGGAAGGAUAUCGUGGGCAUCAUCAACAACGUCUUCCAGGCCCCUUGGGGAGGCUCACACACCUGCCAGAAGGAUGAGAAGGCCCUGGAGUGCAGCCUGUGCCAAUCCAGUAUCCUGUGCUACCAGCUGGGAUGUGAGCUUCUGGAGAGGCUGACCCCCCGAGAAGAGAUUCGCCUUGUGGAACCUACGGAUAGUUUGGAAGAAACUUUGCUGUUGUCUCAGCCAGAAUUCUGCCUCGGUGCUGAGAAUGCAAAUGAGGAAGGAGACAACCCAUGUGGCGCGCACACUGACAACCCCAGUAACCAUUCUCCUGAUAACCCAUCCAUGAAGAAUAACUCUGAUAAGAAGUUCUCCUACCAGCAGCUCCCUGUGUCUUUGAAGCUCAUAUACACCAUUCUGCAGGACAUGUCCAAGUUUGAGGAGCCUGACAUCUUGUUCAACAUGCUGAACUGUCUGAAGAUCCUGUGUCUCCAUGGAGAGUGUUUGUACCUUGCCUGCAAGGAUCACCCCCAGUUCCUGGCCUACAUCCAGGAAAAGAUGCUCAUCCCGAGUCUGUGGUCCAUGUUGAAGUCAGAGUUUUGCCAGCUGGCCUCACUGGCUGUGCCUCAGCUUCUCCAUGCCCUGUCUCUGUCGCAUGGGGCGGACAUCUUUUGGAACCUCAUCAACACAAACUUCAACAGUAAAGACUGGAAAAUACGGUUUGAAGCAGUGGAGAAGGUAGCGGUGCUGUGUCGGUUUCUGGACAUCGGUGCGGUGACGAAAAACCACUUGCUGAAGUAUUCCCUAGCCCAUGCUUUCUGCUGCUUUCUGGCCUCUGUGGAGGACGUCAACCCAGCUGUGGCCACCCGGGCCAGACUGCUGCUGGACACCAUCAAGAGGCCGGCCCUGCAGGGGUUAUGCCUGUGCCUGGAUUUCCAGUUUGACACUGUUGUAAGGGAUCGGCCCAUCAUCCUAAGCAAGCUCCUGCUGCUGCACUUCCUGAAGAAAGACGUUCCUGCGCUGAGCUGGGAGUUCUUUGUCAACCGCUUUGAAACAUUAUCUCUGGAGGCUCAGUUACACCUGGACUGCAACAAGGAGUUCCCUUUCCCUACUACCAUCACAGCCGUACGAACCAACGUAGCCAACCUCAGUGAUGCAGCAAUGUGGAAGAUACGACGGGCCCGCUUCGCUAGGAAUCGGCAGAAGAGUGUGCGUUCGCUCCGUGACAGUGUAAAGGGAGGCCCAACAGAGUCUAAACGGGCAUUUUCACUCCCUGAGUCACUGAGCAACCGAAUUCCUCUUAGGCUUACGAGGCAAGAGCACUCUGCCCCGACACUGGGAGAUUUGAUAGAAAAAGUCCUACCAGCACGUUUCCUCCCGCACUUUAACCCUGAUGCUUCAGCCCCUCUUGUAGGCCAGACCCCGUCUCCCGAGGACGACACUAUCAUUAGAGACCUGCUUCCUGAGGACGCCGGCGUUGAUCACCAGACGGUUCACCAGCUUAUUAUGGUGCUCAUGAAAUUCAUGGCCAAAGACCAGAGCAGUGCAGAGGCCGACAUCGGCAGUGCCAAGGCUUUCAACACAGUGAAGCGUCACCUGUACGUGCUGCUGGGCUAUGACCAACAGGAGGGAUGCUUCAUGAUUGCUCCUCAGAAGAUGCGCACCUCUACCUGCUUCAACGCCUUCAUCGCCGGCAUUGCACAAGUGAUGGACUACAAUAUUUGUUUGGGGAAGCAGCUGCUCCCCCUGGUGGUCCAGGUAUUGAAGUACUGCACGUGUCCCCAGCUGAGACACUAUUUCCAGCAGCCCCCUCGAUGCUCUCUCUGGGCCUUGAAACCACACAUCAGACAGAUGUGGCUCAAAGCCCUGCUAGUUAUACUAUACAAGUACCCUUACAGAGACAUGGAUGGGAGUAAAGUGGUCCUCCAUCUGAUCCACAUCACCAUCAACACACUGAAUGCCCAGUAUCACAGCUGUCGUCCCCACGCUACAGCAGGACCCCUCUACAGCGACAACUCUAACAUGAGCCGCUACAGCGAGAAAGAAAAAGAAGAGGACAGUGUAUUUGAUGAGUCAGAUGUCCAUGACACGCCGACUGGUGCUGCUAACAAGGAGUCACAGACCUUCUUUGCCCGCCUGAAGAGGAUUGGUGGCAGCAAGUCUGUGAAGUACCAGCCAGUAGAGCUGAAUGCCAAGAAAAGUGAAAUUGAGCUGUCAGAGUACCGUGAAACCAGCGCUCUUCAGGACAGCAUUCUGCACUGUGUGAGGGAGGAGAGCACCAGGAAGAAGCGGCUGCAGGCCAUGCACAAGCAGAAGUCUCUGGACAUUUCAAACACUGACUCCAUCCUCUUUAAUCUGGACGAACACCGACGUAAAUCCUGCAUUGAUCGCUGUGACAUGCAGGCGCCCCCUGUGGCCCCAUCCUCAGCCACAUCCCACGGCAGGCACCAGGGCAAAGGCUCAUCUAAUGGCUCUUCAGUUCGAGUGGAGGGCAGUGAUGCUGUGGAUCAGCGAGGCUCCAAGCCUGUCAUCCCAGAGGUCCGCCUCAGCUGCAUGGAGACCUUUGAGGACAAGUUAGACCUGGGCUCGCUAGGAGGAUCAGCUCAGGGGAAGGAGGACCAAGACCUCAUUGACCUCUCCUCGGACUGCACCUCCAUUCCAGAAAAACACUCACUGCUCUCCAUGUCCGACAGCGACUCCUUGGUGUUUGAACAGUUGCCUCCUCUGAGGAUCGUAGAAAGCGACGAGGAGUUUGACCUCAACACCAUCGUAGCCUCCAAGUUCAACGGGAGUCCAAAGUUCUCUACUUCUCCUGCUAGCAGCAAGACUUUGCGACUGUCUCCUGUGGUUCAGGUGAGUGUAGAGGACUGUUCCAGUGACCUGCGGGUGGCAGAGGGAGGCUCAGAGCAACCGCUUGUGGUAAAGAAGCCAAACCCUGUGACUCCUAGUGUCUCCCUGGAUCUUCCUGACCAACUGGAAAAUGUCUGCCAUGAAAGCCCAAUGACCCUGAAGCAGAAGAGAGACUUGCUGAAGAAGACCCCAAAUGUCCCCGACACCUCACUAGACGACAGUCCCUCUGGUAGGACCAUCUUCUUGGACAUCCCAGAAGACAAAGCAGAGCCUCUUCUCUCACCAGAAAAAAGCAAGAGCGACAGCAACAACGAAGAAGAAGAGGAUGGGGAUGAUGAAGAGGACGACGACAUGGGUGAUGAAGCUGACAGCGACCAAAAACCUGACAAUGCGGAUGACAAUGAUGAGGCAGAGUUUAAAAUCCAGAUUGUUCCCCGACAACGGAAGCAGAGGAAGAUAGCUGUCAGUGCCAUCCAGAGGGAAUACCUGGACAUCACGUUUAAUAUGUUCGACAAGCUGGGCGGUGAGCAGACCACAGAAACCGAUCACAAAGUUCUGUCUACAUUGGAAAAGCCACGAGAAUCUGCCUCAGCCCCAACGCUCGAAGCUGCUAUGCCUGAAACAAGCCACCGCUCUUCAGUAUCAACUCAGUACCGUCAGGUGAAGCGAGGCUCUCUGGGAGCUCUGACCAUGAGCCAGCUAAUGAAGAGACAGCUGGAACACCAAUCCAGUGCGCCACACAACAUCAGCAACUGGGAGACGGGUCCUACAAAGACCAGUCUGCUCUCUGCACCAAGCACUGUCAGCAUGUUUGUCCCUGCGCCCGAGGAAUUCAUUGAUGAGCAGCCUACCACAAUGUCUGACAGGUGUCGGGACUGUGCAGCCGUGCUGGAGGAAUACGACGAGGAGACUCUCGGCCUUGCAGUAGUUGUUCUUUCCAUGUUCAUCCACCUCAGCCCUGAUUUGGCUGCACCAAUGCUUCUCGACAUCAUGCAGUCUGUGGGCAGGUUGGCAUCUAGUGCCAAUUUUUCCGGACAAGCUGAGAGUAUGUUGAUCCCAGGGAAUGUAGCAGGUGUAGCCAAGCAGUUCCUCCGCUGUAUGUUUCACCAGCUGGCCCCUAAUGGCAUCUUGCCCCAACUCUUCCAGAGUAACAUCAAAGAUGGAAGUUUUCUGCGAACACUUGCAUCUUCCCUGAUAGAUUUUAAUGAAUUGAGUUCUGUUGCUGCCCUCAACAUGCUACUUGAGGGCUUGAACAACAAGAAGAGCCUGCCAGCAGGGGGCACAAUGCUGCACUGCCUGGACAACAUCGCCACCUUCAUGGAGGCUCUCCCCAUGGACUCUCCUAGCAACCUGUGGACAACCAUCUGCAACCAGUUCCAGACCUUCCUCACAAAACUGCCCUCUGUGCUUCCUCUGAAGUGCCCUAUGGAUUCCAGUUUGAGGAUAAUCAUUUGUCUACUGAAAAUCCCAACUACAAAUGCAACCAGAAGCCUCCUGGAGCCUUUCUCCAAGCUGCUGAGCUUUGUCAUCCAGUAUGGCAUGUUCAGUCUCUCCUACCUCGUAGAACUGUGUGGACUGUGUUACAAAGCCUUCAACAAGGAAAGAGAUAAGUUCUACAUGUCCCGCAUUGUGGUGUUGGAGCUUCUGCAAGCUCUCAAGUUCAAGUCUCCUCUGCCUGACACAAACUUGUUACUGCUGGUCCAGUUUGUUUGUGCAGAUAUCGGUACACGGCUAGCAGAAUCCACCAUCAUCCAAAAGCACAUGAUCUUAACGCUGCCGGGGUGCACAACAGCAGCCAUGGAAUGCAUGAGACAAUACAUAAGUGAACUCCUGGACUUCAUUGCAGAUAUGCACACGCUAACCAAACUUAAAAGCCAUAUGAAGGCUUGCUGUCAGCCGCUGCAUGAGGACACUUUCGGGGGGAACUUGAAAGUGGGAUUGGCACAAGUCGCCGCCAUGGAGAUCAGCAAAGGCAAUCACCGUGAUAACAAAGCUGUGGUCCGUUAUCUUCCCUGGCUUUAUCAUCCGCCAUCAACAAUGCAACAAGGGCCAAAAGAAUUCAUCGAGUGUGUGUCCCACAUUCGUCAGCUGUCCUGGCUACUUUUGGGCUCUCUGACACACUGUGCCCUGCACCAGGGCUCCACCUCCUGUAUGCCCAUCCCUCUAGAUGCUGGCUCCCACAUUGCAGAUCAUCUUAUAGUCAUCCUCAUUGGUUUCCCAGAACAGUCAAAGACGUCGGUGCUGCACAUGUGCUCUCUGUUCCACGCCUUCAUGUUUGCCCAGCUGUGGACCAUCUACUGCGAGCAGGCAGCCGCUGCUCCGUCCCUGCAGAACCAGAACCAGACAGAGUUUUCCUCUAGUGCCAUCCUCACUGGCCUGGAGUUCUGGAGUCGGGUAACACCCAGCAUCCUGCAGCUCAUGGCCCACAACAAAGUGAUGGUUGAGAUGGUGUGUCUUCAUGUCAUUAGUUUGAUGGAAGCCCUGCAGGAGUGCAACUCAACCAUUUUUGUCAAGCUAAUCCCUAUGUGGCUACCCAUGAUUCAGUCAAACCUUAAUCAUUUGUCUGCGGGGUUGCAGUUGCGUCUCCAGGCCAUCCAGAACCGUGUGAACCACCAGUGUCUGCAGGGCCAGACAUCGGGAGCUCCUCCGUUUGCUCUGCGCAAAUGGCUGCAGUGCACCCAGUUUAAGAUGGCUCAGGUGGAGAUCCAGUCGUCUGAGGCUGCCUCGCAGUUCUACCCUAUGUGACCUGCUCUGUGGUCACCUCGGGUCUACUCUGGGUCCUGAGACCUGCAUGCAUCCUCUCUGACCGAACCCUCUUACCAAAAAAAAGGACUCUUCUGUAAACUGAUGCUGUGUGGGAUUCAUUUGGACUGGAUCAUUUUCAGCACUUUAGUAUAAUACCUGUAUAUGUACAGUAAAUCUAUGCUAUUUUAAAGUACAAUCACUGAAGCUUAUAAUUAAAGGUUUGGCAGGCUUGUGUGGGAGAAUUGUUUUAGGUGCCUAACUGUUGUAUUCAACAGAUUUGAAGAGUCAGUAGAUGACUAAGAGAAUUUCUAUAGAACCAUGUUAGUUAUAGUGAGGGUGUGGAAGCAAAUGCUCGUUGAAUCUUAGAUACGCUCACUCUGUUACGUUCAUAUUCUAUCACUUUUUAAGUUGCUUGGUUGCAAACUGGAUAAUAAAAGAGUUUUUCUAAAUGUUGGGAA
Messenger RNA from Sander lucioperca (pikeperch), 8519 nucleotides. RefSeq names its product protein unc-79 homolog. Bases 1 to 8061 code for a protein of 2686 amino acids. The transcript is spliced from 51 exons. NCBI's taxonomy places the organism in Eukaryota, Metazoa, Chordata, Actinopteri, Perciformes, Percidae. The record is from RefSeq and is a predicted model, not a curated record. Gene Ontology annotation, molecular function: protein binding.